Meriones unguiculatus (Mongolian gerbil) is the source of this 3006-nucleotide messenger RNA. Its product is annotated as zinc finger protein 709-like. The transcript has 4 exons. The record is from RefSeq and is a predicted model, not a curated record. NCBI's taxonomy places the organism in Eukaryota, Metazoa, Chordata, Mammalia, Rodentia, Muridae. Bases 140 to 2044 code for a protein of 634 amino acids. Gene Ontology annotation, biological process: regulation of DNA-templated transcription.
CCAAUCAGAGACGUCUGCGUAAGGGAGUGGGCGUGCCGGGAGCCGAGGCGUGGAGGGCGAAGCGGCCGUCGGCUGUACUUCAGUGAAGUUCGCUCCGGGUCUCUGCUCCGGAGGCGGGAGCCUGGCGGGACACCGGGAAAUGGACUCAGUGGCUUUUGAAGAUGUCGCUGUGAGCUUCAGCCAUGAGGAGUGGGCUCUGCUGGAUCCUUCUCAGAAAAAACUGUACAGAGAUGUAAUGCAAGAAACCUUCAUUAAUUUGGCUUUUGUUGGGGAAAAUUGGGGAAAUCAGAGCAUUAGGGAUCAUUGCAAACCCCUGGGAAGAACUAUAAGAGCUCACAUAGAACAGAAACCCUGUAAAUGGAAAGGUCCAUGUAGGGAAGCCUUCACCCAGAUUUCGGUUGUUAAACAGGAGAAGACCGUUCCUCCUGGAGCAAAACCAUGGGAAUGCCUAGUAUGCAGAAAAGUUUACAUGCAUCGGUCUUCUCUUAAAAGGCACAUGAAAUAUCAUAUUGAGCACAGAUGUGGAGAGAAGCCAUAUAAAUGUCAGGAAUGUGGGAAAGCAUUCAGCUUUCAGAAUUCAUUCCAAAUACAUAAAAGGACUCACGGUGGAGAGAAACCCUAUACGUGUAAGCACUGUGGAAAGGCUUUCAGUUGGCCCAGUUCUGUUCAGAUCCAUGAAAGAACGCACACCGGAGAGAAGCCCUAUACGUGUAAGGAAUGUGGCAAAGCUUUCAUUUAUCAUACCACCUACCAAAGACACAGGAGGAUGCACGCAAGUGAAAAACCCUAUAAAUGUGAAGAGUGUGGGAAAACUUUCAUUCAUCCCAGUUCAUUUCAAAACCAUGAGCGAAUUCACUCUGGAGAAAAACCCUAUGAAUGUAAACACUGUGGAAAAGCUUUCCAAUAUUACCAAACUUUUCAGAUACAUGAAAGGACUCACACUGGAGAAAAACCUUAUCAGUGUAAGCAGUGUGGAAAAGCUCUCAGUUGUCCUACUUCUUUUCGAGGUCAUGAAAGAAUUCACACUGGAGAAAAGCCAUAUCAAUGCAGAAAAUGUGGCAAAGCCUUUAGUUUUUCCAGUUCCUUUCGAAAACAUGAAAGAGUUCAUACUGGAGAAAGGACUUAUAAUUGUGAGAAAUGUAGGAAAACAUUCAUUUCUCUUCCAAACUUUCGAAGACACAUGCUAAUGCACAUUGGAAUUGGGCCUUAUAAAUGUAAAGAAUGUGGGAAAGCCUUCGAUUGUCCCAGGUCAUUUCAAAUUCAUGAGAGAAGACACGCUGGAGAGAAGCCGCAUGAGUGUAAGCAGUGUGGGAAGGCCUUCAGUUUCCUCAGCUCCUUCCGCAUGCAUGAGAGGACUCACACUGGGGAGAAGCCCCAUCAGUGUAAACAGUGUGGGAAAGCCUUCAGCUGUUCCAGCUCUGUUCGCAUACAUGAAAGGACACACACAGGAGAGAAGCCAUAUGAGUGUAAACACUGUGAGAAGGCUUUUAAUUGUUCUAGUUCUCUUCAGAUCCAUGAGCGGGUUCACACUGGAGAGAAGCCCUAUGAGUGUAAGCAGUGUGGGAAGGCCUUCAGCUUUUCCAGCUCUUUUCGCAUGCACGAGAGGACUCAUACUGGGGAGAAGCCCUAUGAGUGUAAGCAGUGUGGGAAGGCCUUCAGCUUUUCCAGCUCUUUUCGCAUGCACCAGAGGACCCACACUGGGGAGAAGCCUUACGAAUGUAAGCAGUGUGGGAAAGCCUUCAGUUCUUCCAGUUCUUUUAGAAUGCACGAGAGGACUCACACUGGGGAGAAGCCUUACAAAUGUCAGCAGUGUGGGAAAGCCUUCAGCUGUUCCAGCUCGAUUCGCAUACAUGAAAGAACACACACUGGUGAAAAACCGUAUGAAUGUCAACAGUGUGGGAAGGCCUUCAUUUGUUCGAGUUCUCUUCGAAUGCAUGAAAGAACUCACACGAGAGAGAAACCCUAUGCAUGUCAGCAGUGUGGUAAAGCAUUCAGGUGCUCUCGCUCCUUCAGAAUACAUGAAAGAACGCAUAAUGGACAGUGAUCCUUUAAAUGUAAGUCAUGAGGUAAAACCUUCAGUUCUCCCAUUAUGCCUUUGAAGAUAUGAACAGAUUCUUACAGAAACAUUGUGAACAAAAUUAAAAUUUGGAAAACCUUUAGUUCUGUAGUUGUGAAUCCAGAAAGAAAAUCCUGGGACUGUAAGUGGUGGGAAACCCUUCAGUGGCCAAGCAACUUAAUGAGGCCACAUAAACAUACAGGAAAAAAGCACUCCUAUACGUUAAGUAAUUUGUAAAGCCCUCAGUUGCUCAGUUACCUGGAAACCAGAAACUUACAAAGAGCAGCUUAAUGAAUGCAGACAUGGUGGGAAAAUCAAUAGUCUGUAUCCUCACAAACAUAUGAAGAGGUUCACUGCAUAGAGCCUUAUAUAAAAGCGAAAAAUAAUGGUUAAUUUCUCACUUUAUUGAAUGCUUACGUGAUACUUGCGUGAGAAAUUGUGAACUUAUGAAGACAACCCGUAGAAAGAAGUAUAAGGGUAGAAAAUAUUGGGAAGUUUCAUGCAAGUUAGUUUAUGUAUAUUCUAGAAAAGUUAAAAAUGACAGAAAUGGAAAUUUUUUUUUUUGUCACUCAUUCUUAAAAGUGUGUCUGUGGACUGUGGAUUUCUGUUACUUUUGCGUGUGAACAUUGAGGUUAUAUAAUUCUGAAAGUCAUUAAAUAAUAGUACAUUGCCGGGAGCCAAGGCCAGCUAGUGGAAAGUUACAGACAGCUGCAGCAAGGUCGUGGGUGAGAGAUUUAUGUUUCCAGAACCUAUGAGACAUCUGUUCGUCAGGCUAGACAUUUUGAGAUAUCUUAGCUGACAUUUUUGUUGUAUCUCUUCUUGUGGUGUUCUGCAUCACCCUUAAUCACCCUGUUAUGUUUUGUAAACUAUAUUGCUGACACAUUUUCCCUUCCUGCCUUCUCCCUAUAAAGUUGUGUGAAAAAUUUCAAAUAAACAAGAGCAAAAUCAGA